Molecule: messenger RNA, 1335 nt
Organism: Vicia faba (fava bean)
Lineage: Eukaryota; Viridiplantae; Streptophyta; Magnoliopsida; Fabales; Fabaceae
Source: the annotation of a GenBank genome assembly
AUGGCCGCUAUUACUUCCAUCAAGGCUCGUCAGAUCUUCGACAGCCGUGGCAAUCCCACCGUCGAGGUUGAUAUAGCUGUCUCCGAUGGCACUUUCGCUAGAGCCGCUGUUCCUAGCGGUGCAUCCACCGGUAUUUAUGAGGCUCUUGAGUUAAGAGAUGGAGGAUCUGACUACCUUGGAAAAGGUGUAUCAAAGGCUGUUAACAAUGUGAACACCAUCAUUGCCCCAGCAUUGAUCGGCAAGGACCCAACUAAGCAGACUGAGAUUGACAACUUCAUGGUUCAGCAGCUUGAUGGAACUGUUAAUGAGUGGGGUUGGUGCAAACAAAAGCUUGGAGCAAAUGCCAUAUUGGCAGUGUCUCUCGCGGUGUGCAAAGCUGGUGCUGGAGUCCUAAAAAUCCCUCUUUACAAGCAUAUUGCAAACAUUGCAGGCAACAAAAAUUUGGUUUUGCCUGUUCCUGCUUUCAAUGUCAUUAAUGGUGGAUCACAUGCAGGAAACAAGCUUGCUAUGCAGGAGUUUAUGGUUCUUCCUGUGGGAGCCUCCUCUUUCAAGGAAGCCAUGAAGAUGGGUGUGGAAGUCUAUCACCAUUUGAAGGCUGUGAUUAAGAAGAAAUAUGGUCAAGAUGCAGUAAAUGUUGGUGACGAAGGUGGCUUCGCCCCUAACAUUCAGGAGAACAAGGAAGGUUUGGAGUUGCUAAAAUCUGCCAUUGACAAGGCUGGAUACACUGGCAAAGUUGUCAUUGGAAUGGAUGUGGCAGCUUCCGAGUUCUACAAGGAAGACAAAUCAUAUGAUUUGAACUUCAAGGAAGAAAACAACGACGGCUCUCAGAAGAUCUCUGGAGAAGCUUUGAAAGAUCUCUACAAGUCUUUUGUGUCAGAGUACCCAAUUGUUUCAAUUGAGGAUCCUUUUGACCAGGAUGACUGGGAGCACUAUGCUAAGAUGACUGGUGAGAUUGGAACCAAUGUGCAAAUUGUUGGUGAUGAUCUCUUGGUUACCAACCCCAAGAGGGUUCAAAAGGCAAUUGACUCGAAAGCAUGCAAUGCUCUUCUGCUCAAGGUGAACCAAAUUGGAUCAGUGACCGAGAGUAUUGAAGCCGUCAGGAUGUCCAAAAAGGCUGGAUGGGGUGUCAUGACAAGUCACCGAAGUGGAGAGACUGAGGAUACCUUCAUUGCUGAUCUUGCUGUUGGUUUGUCAACGGGUCAAAUUAAGACUGGAGCUCCAUGCAGGUCAGAGCGUCUUGCUAAGUACAACCAGCUCUUGAGAAUUGAGGAGGAGCUCGGUGCUGAAGCAGUGUAUGCUGGAGUUAACUUCCGUACUCCUGUUGAGCCCUACUAA